Sorex fumeus (smoky shrew) is the source of this 1601-nucleotide messenger RNA. RefSeq names its product transmembrane protein 25 (gene TMEM25). The coding region runs from base 256 to 1356 and encodes 366 amino acids. The record is from RefSeq and is a predicted model, not a curated record. Lineage: Eukaryota; Metazoa; Chordata; Mammalia; Eulipotyphla; Soricidae. Gene Ontology annotation, biological process: negative regulation of excitatory postsynaptic potential. The transcript is spliced from 8 exons.
CAUCUGCGGGUGUGUAGUUUGUCCCCCUGGGCUCAGCCCUGAGUUCCGCGCCCCUGGGUGCAGGAACGGCCUGAUGCAUCCAUUUGGGCCGCUGGAUUUGUUCGUUGUCCUUCGACCUGCCCGCUGUGGUCAGCCUACAUCCGUGUCCCUGCCCGGGCUGAUUGUGUUUGGGGAGAGUAAAUUCCCGGGAGACACUGGGCCUGCCUGCUCUUACCAGGCGGACAACGCUUGUUUCACGGAGCCUAGGGCCCAACCAUGGCGCUGCCUCCAGCCCCAGCUGCCCUCCAGCCCCACACCGUGCUGUUCCUGCUGGCCUUUCUGAGCUCAGGUUGGGGGGAGUUGGCCCCGCAAAUUGAUGGGCAGACCUGGGCAGAACGGUCACUUCGGGAGAAUGAACGCCACGCCUUCACCUGCCGCGUGUCAGGGGGCCCCGGCACCCCCCAGCUGGCCUGGUACCUGGACGGACAGCUGCAGGAGGCCAGUACCUCCAGACUGCUGAGUGUGGGCGGGGAGGCCUUCUCCGGGGGCACCAGCACCUUCACCGUCACGGCCCAGAGGGCCCAGCGUGAGCUCAACUGCUCCCUGUACGACCCUGGCAGUGGGCGGGCUGCCAACGCCUCAGUUGUCCUGCAUGUGCAAUUUAAGCCAGAGAUUGCCCAGGUCGGGGCCAAGUACCAGGAAGCCCAGGGCCCCGGCCUUCUGGUGGUCCUCUUUGCCCUGGUGCGUGCCAACCCACCUGCCAAUGUUACCUGGAUGGACCAGGAUGGGCCGGUGACUGUCAACGCCUCCGACUUCCUGGUGCUGGAUGCGCAGAGCUACCCCUGGCUCACCAACCACUCCGUGCAGCUACAGCUGCGCAGCCUGGCACACAACCUCUCGGUUGUGGCCACCAACGAUGUGGGCGUCACCAGCGCCUCCCUUCCAGCCCCAGGGCUGCUGGCCACCCGAGUAGAAGUACCACUCUUGGGCAUCGUCCUGGCUGGAGGGCUUGCCCUGGGCACCCUGGUGGGCUUCAGCACGCUGGUGGCCUGCCUGGUGUGCAGGAAAGAGAAGAAGACCAAAGGCCCCUCUCGGCGCCCGUCUCUGAUCUCCAGUGACUCCAACAACCUGAAGCUCAACAACGUGCGCCUGCCUCGGGAAAACAUGUCCCUCCCGUCCAACCUACAGCUCAACGACCUCACGCCCGACUGCAGAGGGAAAGAGACCGAACGCGUGGCCGCAGGCCCCCAAAACCGGCCUGAACUUCAGGAACCCGAGCCCGGCGGCCUCCUCACCAGUCGAGGUUUCAUCCGCCUCCCCAUGCUGGGCUACAUCUACCGCGUGUCCAGCGUGAGCAGCGAUGAGAUCUGGCUCUGAGCCCCCUUGGCCCCCCGGGUCCCCUCCCAGCCGUCUUCCUGUUGCCGAGGUAAAGAGGCCGUGCCACUGCCACUUCUGCCGGCCCUCUAGGCUGGGCAUUGUGUCAGCACGUGACCUUCCUCGGGGACCCACCAAGGCACGGGUACCCACUCUUGCCAGCUCAGGUUGGGGCCCAGCCGAGCCUCUCGCGCCUGGCAGGCGGUUGGCUUGGCACCGUGCUCUCAGCUCUAGGAAGGGCACAAGGA